Molecule: messenger RNA, 1656 nt
Organism: Nicrophorus vespilloides
Lineage: Eukaryota; Metazoa; Arthropoda; Insecta; Coleoptera; Silphidae
Exons: 2
Coding region: 134-466 (110 amino acids)
Source: RefSeq, a predicted model, not a curated record
AUAACGAUAGACGGGAUUUGCCCGAGAAUACAUUAAUUAAAAUAAGUUUAAGUGAGCUAGGAAAGUUUUUCAAUAAAAAGCAACAACGUUUUUGCGAUCCGAUAUCAGUGUAAUCAUCUACAAAAAGAAAAAAAUGAUGGAGAAAAUUCUCAAAUCCUUCAAAACCUUUUUUGGAUGUGUCAAUGCUAAUUCCGCAAACCUUGAGAUUGACGUCGAUAGACAUGAAGACGACGAAGUGAACAGUGAAAAUGACCGUUUGGUGGAGGAGGAGCAGGCAGUUGGGAUGAUUGUGGCUGAAUUUAAGAACCAAGAAGAUGGUGAUUCAAACUGUGAUUUGGUGCCAGAGUCCAGGGUUAUAGAACUGGACUACUAUGAUGAAGAGGGGGAAUGCGAUGAAAUCGUUCUGGCAAUAUGGUCGGAGGAGGACAGGAAUAUACCGUACAUCCAAGCGCCGGUAUACUUGUAAGGGAAAGUACAAGGAAUCGCCAUUCAUGGAAGUUAUUACUUAUAAAUUUCUUAAUAUUUUUCUCUCUCUAAAGACAUACGAUUUAUUAUAAAUCAAAUGAAAUUGCCGUAAAGUAAAUCAAAAAGUGUCCGCGAAAAGUGAAAACGUAACCCGAAGGCGGGGAAAGCCCCGUUUUCCGCACCUUACGUAAUUUACGAGAGAUUCACCUCUCCUCCCAGCACUCGCUCAAUAUAGAUCGAAUUUGUUUGGAGGUGGGUCCUCAGGCCUGGCCAUUUAUCUUGGCCCACCUCCGGUUAUUCGAGCCCCCCUCGAUCUAUCUAUCAAAAACCGUCUUCUUAUUAAUACAUAUACCCUCAACAUAAAAUUUAAUUUUUCAUUCAACGCGUCUCUAUCUUCUUCACUCCUGCUCUUCUUGCAAUAAUAAUAUAAAGGGGAAUGGUGCAAAAGUAAACUGAAAUUGAUGCGUGACACUUUGCCGCGAAACGAGAUUAGUCUAUGAUAGAUUAGGAACUGAAACGAUUACAUAAAAAAAGGAGCGUGAGACGGAGAGAGAAAGAAGGAAGUGCGCUCGGCAAGUUCCCAGACCUUUGCCCCAAAACCCUUCGAACAAAUUUGGAACUUUAAAUACCCACCGCGGAGGCAACUUCAUUCUUCAAUGUAAAUUUAUGCAGAGUUAACAAAGUUUAACCUACAUAUUUUUCAGGAAAUUUAAGCGGAAAAACAAGUAUAUACUUUUCUGGGAGACAAGAAAAAGCACCACAGUUAUGCACUAAAGCUUUAAAUCAUGUUUUUAAAUAAUGCAGUUUAUUUUUUGUAAAUAUUUUAAUUAGGAAAAGUUUUUAUUGUAAUAAUUACGAAACGAAUUAAAUAAGCUGUCGGUCGUCGCAGUAAACAUAUUUCAUAAAUACAAAUUAAGACUAAUUGCGUUCUAGUGAUUGUAAAUAUCGAUUAUUACUAUUUAAUAUAAACGUUGGUCGAAGAAAACGUUAAUGACGGUAAAAUUUGCAAAAUGUUUUUUAUUUCAGGUAUUGACGUGUCUUCCCAUCGAAGAUGGCCGCUUUGUAUAUAAUUCUAUAACAAAUUAUAGUCCUUGUUCAAACGUUCUAUUUUGUAUUUAAAUAUUUUUAAUUUGUCGAAAUUUCAGUAUACUACAGUGCAAUUAUUUGUAAAUUGUAUUUAUAUUUUUAUAU